CCGUUUAAUAUUUAUAGCAGGAUAUUUACAUUACUUUGUAUGAGAGUCAUGUGAUUUAUUACUCUGACUUGUUGGACGAGAAUAUAAAGAGCACCAUUGUUAAUGACCACGGUAAACAGUACGCCUUGCGGUCAACUUUACCGACAAUGGAUUAUGUUGGCAUACUUAUAAUAAUUGUCACGUUAUUUGCUGGAGGUAAAUGUGGGAUUAAUAACGGACUACAUCCACGUGUGUCGGCCGGAAACCUGCUGCAAACUGAAAAAAUUUCCACAUUUCUACGAACAUGUCGGGCCACGGAGCGGGACGUGGGUCCGUGCCCAUGUGUGUCGGGUUUAGCCGUGUGUCGAGUGACCAAGUGCUGCCGGACGAGAUUUGAUAUAUUGCAAGUGCCAGAGAGGAUCACCUUUCCGCCAAUCAGGUUUGAUCCCCGACCCGAUCCCGACCCCUUUGAACGAAUACGCGAGAUUGGACGGCAGCUUCCUGGCGUCGGACGCUAAAGUCGGUCCUUUGGGGGCAUUGUCGCACAAAAUCGGAUGCAGCGCUUCAAUAGUGGACAAUUAUCGUUUACUAAACAUGUACACGUGAACGACUAUUAAAAUAUUAUAAGUUAAUUGUGUGCAUCAUUUUUGUAAGUGUAAUACCGUUAUAUAUACGUUUUCGCUAGCACUUUUAUGCAAACUAUAAUAGUAUAUUUGUUUUCAUAGUGUAUUUUAACUGUGAUAUAUUUCAGUUUUUGUUGUAUCAGCUACAUAAAUAUUUACCGUUAAAGUAAAACCAUGCUUUGAAAUUGUGUUAUUUUUUUAUUUAUGUGCAUCAUACACCUUGUUUUAGUUCUCAUGUUAACAUCGCAGAUUUUUCAAUAUCUAAUUUACCGCCAUGCAAAUUACAACUUUUUGCUUUGCAUUGU
Molecule: messenger RNA, 907 nt
Organism: Dreissena polymorpha
Lineage: Eukaryota; Metazoa; Mollusca; Bivalvia; Myida; Dreissenidae
Exons: 4
Coding region: 147-497 (116 amino acids)
Source: RefSeq, a predicted model, not a curated record